GAGCGUCGAGCAAAAACCACAACUUUACGACGAAUUACUGAUACCAGAAGGUCUGACCGUGGGAGAGAAAAUUUGUGGAUUACUUUUCGCAGAUUUGGUAAUAUUACCACAGUGAAAACUUUGAUUUCGAAAGGUCAAAAUGUUUAUCAGAACAGUUGUCAUCUUGAUUGCCUGCCUUGUUUGCCUUUCUUCCGUGGAGUGUCAAGUCACAGAGCAGAACGAUCCACCGGACUGGUUUUAUGUAUGUAGCGGCAUGCCAGUACUCACCUGCCGAUUUGGCUUUGUCUUAAACAUUAUCGGAAUUUUUAAUGGCGUCAUUGCCGAUGGCUGUUCACCAAACACGGCAGAGAAUGCAGAGAAAGUGUGUGAACAAGAAUUCAGCAGUUCAGUUGUGGGAUUUCAGAAGAGAGCGUGUAACAACAGAACAUGGUGUACUAUCUUUGAUUACACUGGUUAUACGGUCUGCCCUGACAAAACAGAGAUGCCUACAAAUUUUGGAGCGAUUCACUAUCAGUGCCUAUUUGUUGGCUACGAAGGGAUGAGUUCUCCGCCAACCACAACCACGUCUACAACCACAUCCACCACAGCUGCCACCACAACCGUGAAAACAACAACAAAAAGAACGCCUGUCCCAACAACCACGUCAAAGGCAACAACAACAACAUCGCCAUCAACAUCUGCUAAACCUAUGACUACUACUGGCCAGACUGUGAAAUCAACAACCGAUGGGGGCACUGUUACAACACCAACUCGGUCAUCGACUCAGACUUCCACUACUAAGAGUGUUGCCGUAGGCGCCAGUGCUUUGGAAGAGGAAGAGAAAACCAAGUUGAUUGUUGGAGUUAGUGUCGGAGCUGUGGUUCUUAUACUCAUCAUCAUCUUCCUCGUAGAGUGCAAAAGGCAAACACGAGAACGGAAGGCGCGCAGGGUGGCUCGUUCUGCCGAGAAAGCGGAUGACAGAGAGAUGGGUAUCCAGCCUUUGACGGACGCGGAAAGAGCCGUUAUGACAGGGGGCCACUUGGUGUACAGUGAAGAGAACAGCAUCAUCCCUGUGGAGCGCGAGAGGAAGUACAAGAAGAAAAGUGAGACAAACAGGGCCUAUGAAAACACCGAAGAGUUUCUCCAGCCGCAUUCUGAGCAAAGUAUGGAAGAAAAUAAUGGUCACUUAAACGGUCACCGCGAUAGCGGGGUCAGCACGCUGUUUGCCGAAGAUGGCAGCAACGAGAGGGCAGACGACAAUCAGGACGACAAGACCGGGAGUGACGUAGAACCGGACUCUCCUGUCUCUUCGAACAACGAUCCGUCCCAGCGCUCCCGACAUGUGUCAUUCAGUGAUAUGGCCAUCAACACCGAUAUGAGGGCCAUUAAUGGACAGUUUGGUGAACACGUAUAUGACCAUCCCACAACCGUACCGUCCUCACAGAGCGCUGGCAACCCUGCCCUAGACCCUUCUGUUGCUGGGCCGGUAAGCGAAAACGAGGUACUUUAUUGAUCAUCAAACUGUCGCUCUACUUCUCUGAUUCGUCUGCAUGGUUUAACUGCUAGUUUCUCGACUGACCCUAAAGUUUUAGAUGCACCACUAGUUUCUGUGUUUGGACAUACUUGCAUCAUUCGGCUAAGUUGGUUACACCAUUUGUACUCAUGGGUUCUCAUGAUUUAUGCUUACCAGUAUAAUUAAGCGCCAAAUAUGUAAGCUAAUAAACCUGUUAAGCCUAGCUGUUC
This is a messenger RNA of Liolophura sinensis, 1722 nucleotides long. RefSeq lists its product as uncharacterized. The record is from RefSeq and is a predicted model, not a curated record. Bases 140 to 1492 code for a protein of 450 amino acids. Lineage: Eukaryota; Metazoa; Mollusca; Polyplacophora; Chitonida; Chitonidae. The transcript is spliced from 5 exons.